Penicillium lagena is the source of this 315-nucleotide messenger RNA. RefSeq names its product mitochondrial 37S ribosomal protein bS16m. Bases 1 to 315 code for a protein of 104 amino acids. Gene Ontology annotation, cellular component: ribosome; mitochondrial small ribosomal subunit. NCBI's taxonomy places the organism in Eukaryota, Fungi, Ascomycota, Eurotiomycetes, Eurotiales, Aspergillaceae. Gene Ontology annotation, biological process: mitochondrial translation. Gene Ontology annotation, molecular function: structural constituent of ribosome. The transcript is spliced from 3 exons. The record is from RefSeq and is a predicted model, not a curated record.
AUGGUCCUCCGGAUUCGGCUGUCUCGCUUCGGCAACAAACACAACCCAUUCUACAACAUCGUGGUUGCGCAAGCACGAUCCGCCCGUGGUGCGAAACCCCUCGAAGUCAUCGGCACCUACAACCCCAUCCCGAAACAGCCGACGAACCUGUACAAUGAGAACGCCAACGCGCGCGCAUUCAAAGAGGUUGCACUUGACCGGUCACGCACAAAGUAUUGGCUAGGUGUAGGCGCGCAACCCAGCGAUCCUGUGUGGAAACUCCUGAGCAUGGCUGGUUUGGUUGAGCCGAAACCGAUUACCCAUAACAAGGCUUGA